Durio zibethinus is the source of this 4156-nucleotide messenger RNA. Its product is annotated as ARF guanine-nucleotide exchange factor GNL2-like. Gene Ontology annotation, molecular function: guanyl-nucleotide exchange factor activity. The record is from RefSeq and is a predicted model, not a curated record. Gene Ontology annotation, biological process: regulation of ARF protein signal transduction. NCBI's taxonomy places the organism in Eukaryota, Viridiplantae, Streptophyta, Magnoliopsida, Malvales, Malvaceae.
ACAAAAAGAAUGGAAGAACAACAGAACAAGAAAGACAUGGGCAAAUCGAAAAGGAAAGAGCUAGGAAUGUCUUGCAUGUUGAACACCGAGGUAGGGGCUGUCCUGGCCGUGAUCAGGCGACCGAUAGAUCCAACCGCUCAAUUCAUCUCUCCCCAAGAAAACUAUUUUGACUCUUCAAUCCAACAAUCCUUAAAAUCCUUAAGGGGUUUCAUUUUCAAUCCCCAUCAAGAAUGGCGAACCAUUAAUCCUUGUAUUUAUCUAUCCCCAUUCCUUGAUGUUAUACAAAGUGAUUACAUUCCAGCUGCAGCCACGGGACUAGCCCUGUCAGCUAUUUUGAAGAUUCUUAAACUCGAAAUAUUCGAUGAGAAAACUCCUGAAGCAAACGAAGCUAUAAACUCCGUUGUUACUGGGAUCACGGGCUGCCGCCUGGAGAAAACAGACACGGUUUCUGAGGAUGCCGUGAUGAUGAAGAUUUUACAGGUUUUGACAGGGAUUAUGAGACAUAAUGCUUCAGUCUUGCUCACGGAUCAGGCGGUUUGUACAAUUGUCAAUACUUGUUUUCAGGUUGUUCAACAAUCUGUAACCAGAGGAGAUUUGCUUCAACGCUGUGCACGGUAUACGAUGCAUGAGUUGAUUCAGAUAAUCUUUUCCCGAUUACCCGACGUUGAGGUUAGUGAAGGGGAGAAUUCAGAAUCUGAAACUGAUGAUGUUGAUGAAAAUUCAGGGUAUGGAAUACGUUGUGCGGUUGAUAUUUUUCAGUUUUUAUGUUCUUUGCUGAAUGUGGUGGAAGUUGUGGACACGGAAGGAUCGACAUGGCAUACAUCUGAUGAAGAUGUUCAACUUUUCGCAUUGGUUUUGAUUAAUUGUGCUAUAGAAUUGAGUGGUGAUGGAAUUGGAAAGCAUCCAAAGCUUUUGAGGAUGAUCCAGGAUGAUUUGUUUCACCAUCUGAUCCAUUAUGGGACUUGUUCAAGUCCACUUGUGCUUUCCAGGAUCUGCAGCACUGUCUUGAAUAUUUAUCACUUUCUUCGAAGGUUCAUACACCUUCAACUAGAGGCUUUCUUCUCGUUUGUGUUGUUGAGAAUUGCAUCUCCCGGAGCUUCUAUGCAACUUCAGCAGGUUGCACUGGAAGCAAUUAUAAAUUUUUUCAGGCAACCAACGUUUGUAAUUGAAGCUUAUGCAAACUAUGAUUGCAACCCUAUUUGCAGAAAUGUAUUUGAGGAGGUUGGGAAGUUGCUGUGCAAGCAGGCCUUUCCAGGGACUGGUCCCAUGACGACUUUGCAAGUCCAAGCUUUUGAAGGACUGGUUAUCAUGAUUCACAACAUUUCUGAUAACAUUGACAAAGAAGAUGAUUCAAGCACUUCAGAGCCAUUCCCGGUUGAAAUUACCGAGUAUAGACCCUUUUGGGUCGAUAAACCAAAGGAUGAUUUAGAAACUUGGGUGGAGUAUAUAAGAGUAAGGAAAGCACAAAAGAAGAAGAUAUUGAUUGCUGGGAACCAUUUUAAUCGAGAUGAAAAGAAAGGCUUGGAAUACUUGAAACAUUGUCUGUUGGUCUCUGAUCCUCCCGAUCCCAAAGCUUUUGCUUUCUUCUUCCGCUACACUCCGGGGCUGGACAAGAGCAUGAUCGGAGAUUAUCUUGGUGACCCUGAUGAAUUCCACCUUGAAGUUCUUAAAGAAUUCACAGGAACUUUUGAAUUUAAAGGCAUGAUUCUUGAUUCUGCGCUUAGAACUUAUCUUGAGACAUUCCGGCUCCCAGGAGAGUCCCAGAAGAUUCAAAGAAUCCUAGAAGUUUUCUCGGAGAGAUUUUUCGAUCAACAAUCUUCGGAAAUCUUUGUGACUAAGGAUUCAGUGUUCAUUCUUUGCUAUUCUCUCAUUAUGCUCAAUACAGAUCAACACAAUCCACAAGUCAAGAAAAAGAUGACGGAGGAAGAGUUCAUAAGGAACAAUAGAGCAAUUAAUGGAGGGCAGGAUCUCCCCAGAGAGUACCUGUCCGAGCUGUUUCACUCCAUCUCAAACCAUGCAGUCACGGUUUUUGGUCAAUCUGGUUCAGUAGAGAUGAACCCAAGCAGAUGGAUUGAAUUGAUGAACCGAGCCAAAUCGAUGCAAUCAUAUGUCCUUUGUGAUUUUGAUCGUCGCCUGGGAAGAGAUAUGUUUGCCUGUGUUGCUGGCCCAACAAUUGCAGCUCUUUCUGCAUUCUUUGAGCAUGCUGAUGAAGAUGAAAUGCUCCAUGAAUGCAUUGAAUGCCUGAUCUCUGUAGCUAGGAUAGCUCAGUAUGGGCUGGCAGACACGCUGGAUGAGCUGGUUGCCUCAUUCUGCAAAUUUACAACACUUUUAAAUCCUUACGCUUCUGCAGAAGAAACAUUGUUUGCAUUCAGCAAUGAUAUGAAACCAAGAAUGGCUACCCUUGCAGUUUUUACUAUAGCAAACAACUUUGGAGAUGCACUUCAAGGGGGUUGGAGGAACAUCGUUGACUGCUUGUUGAAACUCAAAAGGCUUAGGCUACUUCCCCAAUCUGUCAUUGAAUUUGAUGUUGCUUCCACUUCAUCAUCUGAUGUCCCAGAAGCCUUGAAAUCUGAGUCUGGAGUAAUUUUUCCAAAUCAUGAUCCUAAGCUCUUCAAGCGCCAGACUUCUGGCAUGGUUAGUCGGUUCUCCCAUUUUCUAUCACUAGAUACCAUGGAAGUGUCUAUAUCUCUGGGCAUAAGUGAAUUUGAACAGAACCUGAAGAUCAUCAAACAGUGCCGAAUUGGGCGUAUAUUUCAGAACAGUUCUAACUUACCUACUGAGGCAUUGCUGAAUCUUGGGCGUUCUCUUAUAUUUGCGGCUGCUGGUAAAGGCCAAAAGUUUAGUACUCCAAUUGAAGAAGAAGAAACUGUUGGCUUCUGUUGGGAUUUGAUCAUUGCCAUUUCUUUAUCCAACAUUUACAGGUUUCAGGUGUUUUGGCCUUCUUUCCAUGAUUAUUUUCUAGCAGUUGCUCAAUUUCCUCUAUUUUCCCCAAUCCCAUUUGCAGAAAAAGCCAUUAUUGGCCUUUUCAGUAUCUGCCUCAAGCUUCUAGCUUCAUACCAAGCAGAUAAAAUGCCAGAGGAGCUCAUUUUUAAGUCCAUAAAUUUGAUGUGGAAGUUAGAUAAAGAAAUUUUUGACACAUGCUCCAAGUUCAUAAUUCAGUCGGUGAGCAAGAUUCUCAUAGAAUACCCAGCAAAUUUGCAGACUCAACUGGGAUGGAAAUCAACCCUUCAUUUGCUAUCUGUCACAGGACGACACCCAGAAACAUAUGAUCAGGCAGUGGAGAUUUUGAUCAUGUUGAUGUCUGAUGCCUUCCAUAUAUCACGGAUAAAUUAUGCCUACUGUAUUGAUUGUGCAUUUGGUUUUGUUGCCCUCAAGAACAGUCCUCUUGAGAAGAAUUUGAAGAUCCUUGAUCUAAUGUCAGAUACAGUGAAUUUGCUAAUCCAACGGUAUAAAAUUGAGUACUCAAACCCGGGAAACAAUUAUAGUAUUGGAAGCAAUGCUAAUACUUCUUCAUUGGAGGAUAACUCAAAAGCCAUAGGUUCCAUUAACUUUACCUUGAGUUUAUUUGUCAAACUAGGGGAAGCCCUUAGAAAAACCAGCUUAGCACGGCGAGAAGAGAUAAGAAACCAUGCAAUUGCAUCUAUGAGGAGAGGCUUUCAAUUGGCUGAAGAUCUGGAACUUUCCUCCACCAGUUGUAUCAACUGCUUUAACCUUGUCAUAUUUGCAAUGGUUGAUGAUCUGCAUGAAAAGAUGAUCGAAUAUUCGAGGCGUGAAAAUGCAGAGAGGGAGAUGAGAAGUAUGGAAGGGACUCUCAAGAUUUCCAUAGAGCUCAUGACAGAUGUGUACUUACAAUUCCUAAAACUGAUUUCAGAGAAUCCAGGGUUUAGGACAUUCUGGUUAGGCGUUCUGAGAAGAAUGGAUACAUGCAUGAAAGCUGAUCUGGGAGAAUAUGGUGAAACAAAAUUGCAAGAAGUUGUACCAGACUUGUUGAGAAAGAUGAUCAGAAACAUGCAAGAGAAGGAGAUUUUAGUACCCAAGGAUGGUGAUGAUCUAUGGGAAAUUACCUACAUUCAGAUUCAAUGGAUAGCUCCUUCACUCAAGGAGGAGCUUUUUCCUGAUGAAUUGUGAGCAAAGUGGUAUAGUACUAAGGUUAGUU